GACGCGACCUGUUAUGGCCACCACUACUUCCGGGUUCCAGCAUUCUGGUCCAAACCCAGCAGUAGCAGCGGCAGCAGCAGCAGAGGCAGCAUCACAGGCGCGGCGAGGCUGGCAGCGAGCGGCAGCGACCGGGGCUCCUGCGAGGCGGACUGAGACCCUGCUCUCCCCACUCACACACAGAGGCACUCACCCAGAGAGAGGCAGCGGGGACAGGAGGCUGCACAGUCGGGAGAGCUGGCUGCGGGCACAGGGAGCCUGAGCUUUCCCCGCAUUUGGUCACUGCUGUACGGGGCUCCGGCCGGUGCACAUCGCCCACUGGAUCAUCAUUCAUUCAGCACCUUGACAGGCUCACCUGUGAUUGACAGCUGAAGUGGCAGAGAGCCAUGAGACUUUCCCCAGCCCGCUUCCAGGGGCACUUCUAAACUUCAUCUACAGAAGGGAAAAACAACAAUAUAUCUAUCUAUAUAUAUAUCUCUCUUUACAGCCUUUCUCCUGGUCAGGGGAAGUGUCUGAUGCUGAAUUAUCUGGCUGUUUCCAUGAGCUCGGACAAGUUGAAGAUUUGGUUGAAAUAUUCAAAACACUGGAAACUUUAAAGAAGGGGAUUUAAUUUCAUCACUUUAUAUAUUUUUUUCGUUUAUAUUUUAAUAUUUUUUAUUUUUUUAUCUUUUUUUUUUUUUUUUUUUUGGUGGAGUUGAGUCCUUGAUCCCUCAUCCACACUGGCCUUAAAUAGGAUAUAUUUGAAAGUGAAGUAGGAAGGAGUUAGGAAGGCCGAUGGCUCAAAGGUACGACGACUUGCCCCAUUACGGGGGGAUGGAUGGAGUAGGGAUCCCCAGUGCCAUGUAUGGAGACCCUCAUGCUGCUAGGUCCAUGCAGCCCGUCCACCAUCUGAAUCAUGGGCCACCGCUGCACUCCCACCAAUACCCGCAUACGGCCCACACCAACGCUAUGCCACCCAGCAUGGGCUCUUCAGUCAAUGACGCUCUAAAGAGAGACAAAGAUUCCAUUUAUGGACACCCCCUCUUCCCUCUGUUAGCACUGAUUUUUGAGAAAUGUGAACUAGCUACUUGUACCCCCCGGGAACCAGGGGUGGCUGGCGGUGAUGUGUGCUCUUCUGAGUCUUUCAAUGAGGACAUUGCAGUAUUCGCAAAACAGAUCCGUGCAGAAAAACCCUUGUUCUCUUCUAACCCGGAGUUGGAUAAUUUGAUGAUCCAAGCCAUACAAGUAUUAAGGUUUCAUCUGUUGGAAUUAGAAAAGGUACACGAACUGUGUGACAAUUUCUGCCAUCGGUAUAUUAGUUGUUUGAAAGGAAAAAUGCCUAUAGAUCUGGUGAUAGAAGACAGGGAUGGUGGCUCCAAGUCAGACAGUGAGGACAUGACCAGAUCAGCAAACCUAACAGAUCAGCCUUCAUGGAGCAGAGACCACGAUGAUACAGCAUCAACUCGUUCCGGGGGUACACCAGGACCUUCAAGUGGUGGGCAUACGUCGCAUAGUGGUGACAACAGCAGUGAACAGGGUGACGGUUUGGACAACAGUGUAGCCUCACCAAGCACGGGGGAUGACGAUGACCCAGACAAAGACAAAAAACGUCAUAAAAAGCGCGGUAUCUUUCCCAAAGUGGCCACCAACAUCAUGAGGGCAUGGCUCUUCCAACAUCUAACGCACCCCUACCCUUCAGAAGAACAGAAAAAACAGUUGGCACAAGACACAGGUCUCACCAUACUUCAAGUGAACAAUUGGUUUAUAAAUGCCCGAAGAAGAAUAGUCCAACCUAUGAUAGACCAAUCUAAUCGAGCAGUAAGUCAAGGAACACCUUACAAUCCCGAUGGACAGCCAAUGGGAGGUUUUGUAAUGGACGGCCAGCAACAUAUGGGAAUCCGAGCACCAGGACUGCAAAGUAUGCCAGGGAAUUACAUAUCUCCGAGUGGUCCGAUGGGUAUAAGUAUGGGACAGCCAACUUAUCCUCCAUCACAGAUGCCCUUACAUCACGCUCAGCUGCGUCAUGGGCCGUCUAUGCAUACCUACAUUCCUGGACACCAUCACCACCCAGCAAUGAUGAUGCACGGAGGACCACCUCACCCUGGGAUGCCGAUGUCAGCAUCUAGCCCCUCAGUACUUAACACAGGAGAUCCAACAAUGAGUGGGCAUGUUAUGGACAUCCAUGCUCAGUAAUUUAAGGGAAUAUGUGUUGUCUGCAAUGGAAUAAAAUUUCAUGUACUGUGUUUCUGCCACAACAGCAAAGUUCCAAUCUUGGUGCCCAUGUAGGACCAAGACAUUUUUUUCGACACAGGCACCCCCCCCAAAAAAAAAAAAAAAAAAGCAAAAAAUGUAAAAGCAGAAACAGAUGCUGAAAUCAAGUUUGGGGACAUGAUAAAUACGUAUAUAAGACAUUAAGAGAACAAAGAGUGAAAUAUUGUAAAUGAUAUUAUACUGUUAACCAUAUUAUGUUGUUUCUUAUAGAUUUUUUUAAAAAAAUGUGAAAUUUUUCCACACUAUGUGUGUUGUUUCCAUAGCUCUUCACUUCCUCCUGAAGCCUCCUUACUUAAAGAAAUUAAAGCCUUACAGUUACCCUGCAGAUGACAGAAAGUCCUCGUUUGCAGGUCUUCAAUAAGUAUGUCAGGCAGAAGAUUUUUUUUCUUCGAUCCAAGGAUUUCAGCCAUGCGCACUUACUCUACAGCUUUGUCUCUCAGUUUUGUUCUCUGGCUCCCUGUCUCUCUUUCUCUUCCCUCUCUGUCUCUCUCUUUCUCUCUCUAGCCUGGGGCUUGAAUUUGCAUGUCUAAUUCAUUUACUCACCAUAUUUGAAUUGGCCUGAACAGAUGUAAAUCGGGAAGGAUGGGAAAAACUGCAGUCAUCAACAAUGAUUAAUCAGCUGUUGCAGGCGGUGUCUUAAGGAGACUGGUAUGAGGAGGCAUGGAAACCAAAAGGCAAUGUGUACGGAGCAUAAUUGUCACAAGGAGCGUCAGUGUCCCCAUUCAGCAGCAACCAAUAUGUGCAUCAUUUUCUUUUCUCAUGCAGCUCAAAACAAGAACUGUAGAAGAUUUAUUUUUAAUACAUUGACUUUAUUUCUCAGCACGGCAACAGCCGUGCGUACAUUUUUCCAUAGUCCCACCAUGGAACAUUUAUGUAUACAUUGUAAAUAAAUUUUGUGCUAAAAGGACUGGAAAAGAUAA
Messenger RNA from Pseudophryne corroboree (corroboree frog), 3167 nucleotides. It is a transcript of the gene MEIS1, whose product is annotated as Meis homeobox 1. The coding region runs from base 772 to 2169 and encodes 465 amino acids. Gene Ontology annotation, biological process: embryonic pattern specification; angiogenesis; hemopoiesis. The record is from RefSeq and is a predicted model, not a curated record. Lineage: Eukaryota; Metazoa; Chordata; Amphibia; Anura; Myobatrachidae. The transcript has 12 exons. Gene Ontology annotation, molecular function: DNA-binding transcription activator activity, RNA polymerase II-specific; RNA polymerase II cis-regulatory region sequence-specific DNA binding.